Molecule: messenger RNA, 774 nt
Organism: Penicillium cinerascens
Lineage: Eukaryota; Fungi; Ascomycota; Eurotiomycetes; Eurotiales; Aspergillaceae
Exons: 1
Coding region: 1-774 (257 amino acids)
Source: RefSeq, a predicted model, not a curated record
AUGGGCUUCAUCUCAUCCAUCGCUCACUGCAUAUGGGACAACACGUUCUCCCGCAAGCACCGCACCUCCAAGCCACAGCGUCUAGACGACGAAACAAACGACCUGAUCCAGUCCAACUCCCAUAAUGGCUCGUCCCUUGCACUAGCGGAAAGCAACGCGUUCGGCUCAACAGGCAUGUACUAUUCAGCCCAUGAGCCAACCCCGCCCAUCAAGUCACCAAGGCGUAAGCAACUCAGUCCCGCCGAGUUGAGCCUCCAAACGCUCUUCGACAACGGCAAGGCACUGGAUGCUGGGACGUGCCUUACAGCAAGGGUGCCCGAUAUUCCCGAGUACCCUGUCUAUAAGCUGGACACGACCAAGUCGCCGACUGAUACGCCGGCGAAGAAGCUGGAGUCUCCAAUUGAUCCGGAAAAGAAAGACACGGGACGAAAGUCUGUCGAGUGGAUGGAUGAGAAAAUAAGGAAAGAAAUUUCCGUGCCAAAGACACUGGUGGAGUGGGAUCAUGCUCCGGAGCAAAAGCAGGCUGUGUCGAAGCUCAAGCGGUCCAAGACAGGCAUGCUGAGGAGGCGCUUGUCUAGGAAGCUUCCACGAGCGUCUCGUUCAUCGAGAAACUUGCGGGGCCGCUCCUCGCCUAGUUGGAUCGAUGCCUCUGAUCUUGCCGAUGAAGAGUCCCUGAUUAAUGGGGAGGAGGAAAAGUGGCUGGAGGCUCAUGGGCUCGGCGGAGGCAAAAACAUCGGGAUGUGGACCGGCGGGGGCUUGGGACGGCCCUGGUAA